Messenger RNA from Rotaria sp. Silwood2, 261 nucleotides. The record is from the annotation of a GenBank genome assembly. Lineage: Eukaryota; Metazoa; Rotifera; Eurotatoria; Philodinida; Philodinidae.
AUGAUCGUUGGUACGAUUGCCGAUAGAAAUCAAGAUAUAUAUAUAUCAAUUAAUUUUAUCAGAGGAUCAUUUUUAGUCGAUAAAAUGACCGUGGGAGUUUUACCUGAAAAAAUAACAACUAAUGAAUUAUUUGUACGUGUAUUUGGUAAUCAUGUUUUUGAAGUUCAAUUAGCUGAAAAACCUAAAACUUAUAUUAUGAAACAUUCAUAUUAUGGUAAUGGAAUAGUUCAAUAUGAAAUAACAUUUCAACGAUUAAACUAA